UUUGAUAAAGGGUUCGACCAGAGAAGAGAACCCAGACAAUAGCCAAUACGCUGAGUCUCAGAGGUCGGCGAGGGGAGGGAGCGGGGUUAAAUGGAAGCAUUGAUUGCCUCGUACGGAGACACGUCGUCGGAUUCGGACUCCGAGAACUCUGCAACACCCACCACCGAUAAUGUCCAGAAUUCAGAUUCCAAAGAUGACGCAGUAUCAUUGCCAUUGCCACCACCUCCUCUCUCUCUUCUAUGUCCUCCCAGUUCUCUCUGGACAACUGAUUCCUUGGAAAUUGAGCCGGCGAGUCGUGUUCGGAGCUUUCCCCAUGUUGAAGGCAACUAUGCUUUGCACAUCUAUAUCCCUGUUUAUAUACCAUCUUCAUCAAAGAAGGAGAUAGGCCAGUUUCUGAAGAAGGUGGCAGCAUCUAUGCCAGGUCUUCAUGUUGUUGAUGUUGAUGUCCCACUUAAUAAUCUCUGCAAAGAUGAUCAUAAGCUUCAACAAGCUGCAUUGGGAAAGGAAUUCCACAUAAGCUUGGGAAGAACUGUACCAAUUAGAGUUCACCAGAUUGACUCUGUGGUAGCCAUGCUUCGCCAGAAACUUCAAUCUCAAAAGAGGUACUGGAUUGAUUUUAAUAAGUGGGAAGUUUUUGUCAAUGAUGAACAGACUCGCUCCUUUCUUUCGAUAGAAGUAGUUACAGGAGGGCUACCUGAGAUAACCAAGCAGAUUGAAGCAGUAAAUGAAGUUUACAAGCUUCACAAUCUUCCUGAAUUUUACAAGGUGUCACAGGAUCCACGCCCUCACAUAUCUUUGGCUUGGGCAUCGGGGGACAUUACCCUAAAGAGAGUCAUUGCAGAAGAAAUAAAGAGAUCGAAUGUUGGAUGUUUAAUACAGAAUCGGAUUUUUACUAGUAAAUUCUGUGGUAUUGAUUGUAAAAUUGGGAACAAAACAUAUAAAAUAUGUAAAUUUUCAGAUGAUUGAUAAAACCAUUGAAUUAUAUUAUUUACUUUUUAUUGGAAUCUAA
Molecule: messenger RNA, 1009 nt
Organism: Carica papaya (papaya)
Lineage: Eukaryota; Viridiplantae; Streptophyta; Magnoliopsida; Brassicales; Caricaceae
Product: U6 snRNA phosphodiesterase-like protein
Biological process (GO): U6 snRNA 3'-end processing
Cellular component (GO): nucleus
Molecular function (GO): 3'-5'-RNA exonuclease activity
Source: RefSeq, a predicted model, not a curated record